GUUUCAAGCAUUAUCGUGUGUGUCAAAUGCGUCAGUUUAUUGUAGGCUAUUUCGAAGAUAACUGGGCUGAUAUUGUCAAUAGACGUUCACUUUCGUUUUCGGCCUUGCGUCAUAAGUAACUAUUCGAAACUGCAUUUAUAUUUGUUUGUAGGCGUGUUUUCUUUUAUGCCCUCUAUAAAUACAGUUUCAUUUAAGAUUCAUUUUCGGUUCCUGCUUUGUUGAUAAUGAUGAUGAUUAGUCUUUCUGUAUGCCAUAUGGUUGGUUGCGGUCAUAUAAACCCUUCAUUGAGUCGGAAACAUCGGCAGGUGCCUCUCCUUCAAGUGUUAGAAUCUGUAUGGACUAGUUUAAGAAUAAUACACAACAAUGAUUUCAUGGGGAGAGGAUAGUCGUAAUGGCUUUGGUUUAGUGAAGCCGAAUGGUUUAGAUACGACCAAAACGGAUAUUAGUUGCGUUAAUUUGAUACACCUUAAAUCUAAAAUUCAGGGUCUGUCCGCAGGUAACAGUGUGGUCGCGUUUAUCAGAAAUAAUGGGAGACUAGUGUCUGUCGCACGGAUUCAAGAGGACCUAGAUGGGAGAAGAUUCACAGGGAAACUGAAGAGUGUGACAUGUAAGGAGAGGAUUCGGGCUCUGAGUUGUGGAGAUUCUCAUGCUGUUUUACUGUCUGAAGAGGGUCGGGUUCUCUGCUUGGACAAAGCCAACAUUCUCAGCCCAUUGGGUAACCUAUGUAACCGACAGGUAACUCAGGUUGCAUGUGGAGACCAGCAUUCAAUUUUACUAACUCAGGAUGGUCAGGUUUUCACAUGGGGUCAGAACACCAGCGGUCAGCUGGGUUUGGGGUGGAGCGAGCCACGCGACAUGUCCAUGUCCCCCAAGCCCCUGAAGUCUCUAUCAGGGAUCCCCCUGGUUCAGAUCACUGCAGGGGGAGACCACAGCUUCGCUCUGUCCCUUUCUGGAGCUGUGUUCGGCUGGGGCAAGAACACCGCCGGGCAACUGGGACUAGGGGACACAACAAACAGAUGUGCCCCAGCUCCUGUUGAUUGCCUGAAUCUGAAGAAGACUGUUUUGAUUUCAUGUGGAGGAGAACAUACUGCCGUUCUGACAAAGGGAGGUGUGGUGUUCACAUUUGGUUCAGGCCGCUAUGGACAGCUUGGACACAACUCUCUCCGAGAUGAACUACGACCUCGAGUGGUGGGGCAACUUUGUGGAUUAAAGGUGACCCAGAUAGCCUGUGGAAGACACCAUACAUUAGCAUUUGUGGGGCCCUCCAAUAAGAUCUACUCAUUUGGGCACGGAGAGCAAGGGCAGCUGGGAAAUGGAGUAAAGAUUGAUCAGUCUGUGCCCCUUCCAGUACAACUGCCAGACCAGAUUGAUGACCAGAAAAUUGAACACAUUUUUGCUGGAGGAAACCAUUCCUUUGCGUUGUGCUCUCUUGGUCAGGAGUCUGAAGAAAAGUCUAACAAUCUCAGGUCAAGUGUGGGCAAAGUGACACAACAAGCUAUAGAUGAAGAAAUCAUUGACAAAUGGAUCUCGGAAUGUGAUUCAAAGUCUUGGAAAAAAGGACAGAAGGAAAUCACAAAAAUGUUUUCUUCUGCAUCGUGUUUAAAUGGGAGCUUUCUUGAUAAAAGUUGUGACAAACAUUACCAAACCUCACCAAAACAGUCUGGCCUGGAUUAUUCACUCGUCCAAGGCGCAUUCCGGAAGCUGGCGAAAAGGGCAAAGUUUGUUGAAGCUGUUGUUCAGCACACACUACUUCCCUCCCUGUAUGAGGAGCCCAUUGGAGUGGAGGGCUUGAGGGUCUACCUGGUUCUCCCUGAGCUCCUGAGGGUCAUUCACAAACAGCACAGAAGGACAGAUCUCACCGAAGCCGUUGCUGCUGCUAUCCUCAGACUGCACCCUGAAAAGCUGCAGGUCCUCGGUGACUGCUGGUCCUCAUUGAAGCCGUCUGUCAUGACCAAGCACAUUGGGGUGUGGAAGAAAGCCCUGUCGGGGAUUCUGAGGAGUGAACAUAUUCUACACACUCGUGAUACUGGGAUCAAGCACCUGCUCCAGGUCCUCGGCCAUCUCCACAGAGCAAACCAGAAAUCUGUAGAGACCCAGACUGUUCCAGACAGUACCUUUUGUAUGGAGGAGGUUCACUUCAAUCCCAAAUUUCUAGAGGAGGAUGUAAAGCUUUGGCGUUUAUGGUCAAAGCAGGAUGUGGAUCAGACACCUGCCAUCUUUUGUCGUUACCCAUUCUUGAUGAAUCUGCAGAGCAAGAUAAACGUUUUUAACAUCAACGCCGCACUCACAAAGAAUCUCCCUAACAAUCGCCAAAGGACUGGCAUGUGGCGUUUUGACAUGUUCCUCGUGGCGGAGCCUGCUCCGGUCUUUGAGCUGAGACUGAAUAGAGCAUCACUCAUAGAAGACACUUUCCAUCAACUGAGUGUAGCAUAUCACAGUACCUUCAAGAGGUCCCUUGUGGUGUAUUUCGACGAGGAUGCGAAGCUGACAAAUGUCUACAAAAGGGACUUCUUCCUCCAUUUGUUUGAUAAGCUGUUGGUACCCGAGUCUGGGAUGUUCAUGUACAACGACACCAAUACGCUGGCCUGGUUCCCUGCAAUGCCUAGAGUGGAGGAGAAGCGUUAUUUCCUGUUUGGGGUUCUGUGUGGGAUGGCCCUGUACAACAACAACAUGGUGCACCUCCCCUUCCCCAUGGCCUUCUUCAAGAAGCUGGUGAACAUCAAUCCCUCUUUAGAGGACCUGAGAGAGUUUAGCCCCAUUGAAGCAGGGAGUUUGCAGUACAUCUUGGAUUACCCUGAUGAUGAUGUUGAAAACAUGGACAUGACUUUCUCAGUGAUGUGGGGUGAUGUAGCGGUGGAACUUGAUCCCAAAGAAACUGGAAAACUCGUCACAAGUGCCAACAAGAAGGAGUUUGUUGACACCUAUGUGAACUACAUCUUCAACCAGUCAGUAGAGGUGGUGUUUGAAGAGUUCAGGAAAGGCUUCUUCAAGGUGUGUGACAAGGACGUGGUGGAGUUCUUCCAGCCAGAGGAACUGAGGGGAGUGAUGGUGGGGCAGGAGAAUUUCGACUGGGAAACACUGAAACAGAACACUGUGUAUGAAGGAGAGUACCAUGCUGGGCAUCCCAACAUCGUCACAUUCUGGGAGGUGUUUGAGGAACUGACAGAGGAUCAAAAGAAAGCGUUCCUGUUGUUCCUGACUGGCUGUGAUCGUGUGCCCAUCCUGGGUAUGAACCAGAUCAGGAUGAGGGUCCAAACCCUUCUCAACUCCUCCCAACAGCAUUUCCCAGAGGCGCUGACCUGUCACUCUCUGUUGCAGCUGCCCAUCUACUCCUCCAAAGAGACACUACAGAGCAGGCUUAUAGAAGCUGUUGGCCACAACAGAGGCUUCUGGAAUGAAUAAUGGUUGUUUUGUGUUGCUGCUGUGUAUAGUCCUCUCCCGUGUUCAUCUUUUCAUUGUUCCAUAGUUGGGUUUAAGAUUUGGACUGUUUUAAUGUAGGGUUGUAUUUCAAAUCCUAAUUUGAGAUCUGUGCGGUACUAUGACAUUAUCAUAUUGCAUUCACCAAAUUUUAUUAAAACAUUUAUUAAUCAAAAAGUACA
Oncorhynchus tshawytscha (Chinook salmon) is the source of this 3599-nucleotide messenger RNA. Its product is annotated as probable E3 ubiquitin-protein ligase HERC3. Gene Ontology annotation, molecular function: ubiquitin protein ligase activity. The record is from RefSeq and is a predicted model, not a curated record. Lineage: Eukaryota; Metazoa; Chordata; Actinopteri; Salmoniformes; Salmonidae. Gene Ontology annotation, biological process: protein ubiquitination; ubiquitin-dependent protein catabolic process. The transcript has 23 exons. Bases 364 to 3402 code for a protein of 1012 amino acids.